Capronia coronata CBS 617.96 is the source of this 1587-nucleotide messenger RNA. RefSeq lists its product as uncharacterized. Gene Ontology annotation, cellular component: membrane. Gene Ontology annotation, biological process: transmembrane transport; carbohydrate transport. The coding region runs from base 1 to 1587 and encodes 528 amino acids. Gene Ontology annotation, molecular function: carbohydrate:proton symporter activity. The transcript has a single exon. The record is from RefSeq and is a predicted model, not a curated record. NCBI's taxonomy places the organism in Eukaryota, Fungi, Ascomycota, Eurotiomycetes, Chaetothyriales, Herpotrichiellaceae.
AUGGUCUCCUCCGCCGGGUAUCGUCCCGUGCGGCAGGGCGAGACAUCCGAGGAAUCCCCUACACCCACGGAACAAGAAGCAGUCAUGGGCAAGAGACUCGGGCUCUUUCGAGCUUACUAUGUGGUGGCUCUAUGCUCGAUCGGUUCUUUUCUAUUUGCAUACGAUACUGGCAUUGUCGGAGGGGUCCUGACCCUGCCGAGUUUCCAGAAUGAUUUCCGCUACUCCAAAGCUGAGAAGACACAAGUCAAUUCAAACUGUGUCUCGAUCCUGCAAGCGGGCGCAUUCUUUGGCUGUUUCGGCAUCUGGCCCUUGACCUCGUGGUUAGGACGACGGUGGGGCUUCAUCAUCGCCUCUGCAGUCUUCUCGGUCGGAGCGAUCAUGCAAGUUGUCAACACGCAUUCCAUCGGCGUCUUCUAUGCUGGUCGGGUUAUAUCUGGCCUGGGGACUGGAGCCGCGACCGUUCUCGUCCCGAUUUUCUCGGCCGAAAUGGCCCCCAAGGAGAUCAGAGGCAAACUUGGAUCUUGUUUCCAGCUGUUGUUUGCGUGCGGUGUCACUGUCUCCUACUGGGUGGACUACGCUGCGCAAGCGGGCAUUUCCAGUGAUUCAUCCAUGCAAUGGCAAAUCCCUGUGGGCCUCCAACUCGUGCCAGGUGUUUUCCUCGGUCUGGGUAUGAUCCUGGUCAAGGAAUCUACCAGAUGGCUUGCCAAGAAAGGCCGCAACGAAGAGGCCUACGCGUCUUUGCUGUGGGUUCGGGGCGGCGUGGAUGGUCCGGAGAUCAGAGCUGAAUUUUCCGAGAUCCUCGCUGGAAUCGAGCUCGAACUCGUCGAGUCUGAAGGACUCACCUGGAAGGAGCUAUUGCUCCCAUCCAACCGAUUCCGCAUGAUCAUCGCCAUCACCAUCCAGCUCGCUCAACAAUUGACAGGAAACACGUCGCUUGCCUACUACGCACCCCAGAUCUUCGCCACCAUCGGGGCAGGAAACAAGACCAUGUUCAUCACCGGGUUCUUUGGGAUCAUCAAGAUAGCUGGAGUGGCAGUCUUCCAACUCUUCCUGGUCGAACGCAUCGGCCGAAGGAUCCCCUUUAUGGGUGGUGCUUUUGCCAUGGGCAGUUUCAUGCUCAUCAUCGCGUUGAUCGUGGCCACCCACCCCCCAAAGCCUUCAGCUACCGGGAUCACCUCUUCUGGAGCGGCAGGCAUUGCCAUGGUGUACCUGGAGGCUUUCUCCUUCAAUAUGUCCUGGGGUCCACUGACAUGGUUGUACAUCGGAGAGAUCUUCCCCAGUCGCAUCCGGGAGAUUGGGGUGGCCACGGGUGCCGCCAGUCAAUGGUUGUUCAACUUUGUCAUGAGCCAGAUCACUCCUCAUGCCAUUGCCAACAUUGGAUGGCGGACGUUCCUGAUGUUUGCCAUUUUCAACUACGCCAUCAUCUUCUACAGUUACUUUCUGAUCAAGGAAACCAAGGGUAAGUCGCUGGAAGAGAUGGAAGUGGUCUUUGGCACGGUUGACCGCCUGCCUAGUAAAGAUGUCGACGAGUUGGAAGCGCAGGCUGAAGACGACAGGCCUAUUGAGAUUCACGACACGACGAAAUAA